AUGGAUACGAAGACGGAAACAGUGAACCACCUAGAACAAUUUAGCAAAGGAGUUAACAUGUUCAGGGAUAGAGCAAUAGAGAUACUGGUGUUCAUACUAUUCAGAAUCACCCGUCGUCUGGUAUUGACCUUGCAGAAAUUCACCUGGGCUGUGACCGGGGUCGAAAGCAUUCGCCGAGACGCUGCCAGAGGCCUGCAGUUCAAACAAAGCGCCCAUGUCCAGGAGAUAUUCUGGAAAAGAAAAUAUCUAGAGCAUUCGGUAGCGGACGCCAGCAACUUCAUUACUACACACUGUGGCUUCAGACAGCCCAGCUGCAUCCUGAAGCCAAACGUGUCUCUGUACUGUAUGACGAGAAAGGAGGCUGUCUUCAUAGAGGUGAAGGAGUCUGUCAACGUGUACAGAUCCAAAGUCAGUACAUAUUUGUAUCACAACCAAUACCAUCAUGCAGUCAACGUCAUCACAAUGCCACUGGCAUCGUUUCAUAAAGUGGCCAGUGAUGUUGGACUUCCGAAAGUGCCUGUUACUUGCUUGGCUUGCACUGCAAGGAGUGGGUCAACUUUGCUUAGUCAGAUGAUGUUCAGAAUCCCAGGGAUGCUUGUAUUGUCCGAGCCAGAUGCUAUCACAAGCCUUAAUUUUCUGUAUAAGAACAAAACGAUCCAGAUGAGUGAAUACAAGCAACUCCUUGCCAGCUGUGUCAAGCUGCUGUGUAAGCCUGACGACCGUUACAGCGCAGUUUUUGUGAAAGCCAGGCCGUUCUUUACCAAAUUUCGAUACCUCUUUAUGUAUAGAAACAGUGUCAAAAGUGUCAUGUCAAAUCUUCAUCAGCUUCAGCAAGAUCCGGCUCCAAACUGUCUCCGUUUUGUAAUGGACAGCGUUGUUCUAUCGGCAGUGCUCCCGUUUGUCAGGUCCUACUUUUAUUAUUAUAACGUUUUUCUGAAUGAGAAAAAGGUCCCAGGGGUCGAUCCGAAAAAAUUAGGUAGCGUUGGGAUUCUGACUGCUGCUUGGGCAGCCAGUGUUGCCCAGUGCUCCGAUCUGAGAUACAAAGGUUACAACGUAGGCUCUAUCUUAUACGAAGAGUUCAUGAACAACCCCAGACGCUCGUUGUCCGUCCUUCUACAGCGCCUGGACAUCAGAGGAGAGUAUCUCAGCUGUGCUGCAGAAGCACUGAAAGUAGAUUUCAACAAAGGAGCAGCCCAUGACUUGGCCUUAGAUUAUCGACGCGCCCUGUCACCAGAGAGCAGACAAGAAGCAGAUAACAUUCUCAAAGCAUACGGGCUUCCUAAACUGGGCGAGAGAUAUGAGCUUCCUGGGUUACUAAAGUUGGAAUGA
Molecule: messenger RNA, 1329 nt
Organism: Candidula unifasciata
Lineage: Eukaryota; Metazoa; Mollusca; Gastropoda; Stylommatophora; Geomitridae
Source: the annotation of a GenBank genome assembly